Molecule: messenger RNA, 894 nt
Organism: Staurois parvus
Lineage: Eukaryota; Metazoa; Chordata; Amphibia; Anura; Ranidae
Source: the annotation of a GenBank genome assembly
CAGGCGGCGGGCCCCCAGGCGGAGCGACAGGCGGCGGGCCCCCAGGCGGAGCGACAGGCAGCGGGGCCCCCAGGCGGAGCGACAGGCACAGGGCCCCCAGGCGGAGCGACAGGCACAGGGCCCCCAGGCGGAGCGACAGGCACAGGGCCCCCAGGCGGAGCGACAGGCACAGGGCCCCCAGGCGGAGCGACAGGCACAGGGCCCCCAGGCGGAGCGACAGGCACAGGGCCCCCAGGCGGAGCGACAGGCACAGGGCCCCCAGGCGGAGCGGCAGGCACAGGGCCCCCAGGAGGAGCGGCAGGCACAGGGCCCCCAGGAGGAGCGGCAGGCACCGGGCCAUCGGGCACGACAGCGGGCAUCAGGUCAUUUGGCUCGCCAGCGGGCACCGCGUCAUCUGGCAAGGCAGUGGGCACCGAGUCACCAGGCACGACAGUGGGCUCCGAGUCAACUGGCAUGACUGUGGGCACUGGGUCAGACAUUGGAUCGUCUGGCUCGACAGCGGGCAUCGGGUCACCAGGCAUCAGGUCAUUUGGCUCGACAGUGGGCACCACGUCAUCUGGCAAGGCAGUGGGCACCGAGUCAUCAGGCAUGACAGCGGGCACCGGGUCAUCUGGCACUGGAUCAUCUGGCUCGAAAGCGGCCAUCGGGUCACCAGGCAUGACAGCGGGCACCGGGUCAUCAGGCACUGGAUCAUCUGGCUCGAAAGCGGCCAUCGGGUCACCAGGCAUGACUGCGGGCAUCGGGUCAUCAGGCACCGGAUCGUCUGGUUCCACAGCGGGCAUCGGGUCACCAGGCAUGACAGCGGGCACCGGGUCAUCAGGCACCGGAUCGUCUGGUUCCACAGCGGGCACCGGGUCAUCAGGCAUUGGAUCGUCUGGCUCGACAGCGGGCACU